Messenger RNA from Brienomyrus brachyistius, 5765 nucleotides. RefSeq names its product leucine-rich repeat containing G protein-coupled receptor 4 (gene lgr4). Gene Ontology annotation, cellular component: membrane. Gene Ontology annotation, biological process: G protein-coupled receptor signaling pathway. Gene Ontology annotation, molecular function: protein binding; G protein-coupled receptor activity; protein-hormone receptor activity. The transcript is spliced from 18 exons. The record is from RefSeq and is a predicted model, not a curated record. Lineage: Eukaryota; Metazoa; Chordata; Actinopteri; Osteoglossiformes; Mormyridae. Bases 645 to 3479 code for a protein of 944 amino acids.
AGGUGGUGGUGCUAGAUGUCCCGUAGGGUUUGGAGUGAGUGAGCGAAAGAAAGCAAGAUGAAGAGCUCUAAGAAGGGAGGAAACGCGAGUAACUGCUGAAACCUAAUGUCUCGGUCUCUACUUUUUUCUAUACGAAGACCCUGUAGAAAAACUCAACAUGAAAACAGUACAUCUUAGUUUUUUUAAUCCUAUUUUUCAAAUUUUGCAUCCACUGUGAGUAAAGGCUGCAGGAGUAUUCAGGGGCAACUCGAAAGAAGCUAAAUUUUUAGUUUUAAUGGGACACAGAAAACGUAAAAAAAAAGUUGUUUACGGUAUAUCUGCUAUACGUACGUUAUAGGCUUUGAAUUAUUAAGAUAAAUUGUGGAAUACCGAGUACUAUCCAGCUGAAAUUUAAAGUGUUCUCUUAGAAAUAUCACAAUUCUUUGGAGAAAACAAAAAAAUAGGGAGUUAUGUUUCAUUUCACGGAGACUGGAUCGUGAAGAUGGAUUUACUGUGUUAGACACUACGGACUAUGGAUUUGCACGUUAUACAAAUGAUUUGACCGUCGAACGCUGACCACUGUUUUCCACUUUUAAAAAGGAGAUAAUAACCGAAUAUUGUUUUGGAAAGGAAAGCAGGAAAAUCUCACUUCGUUCACAUAAAGUAUGAAAAUGUGCGUUUUGCUCCUGGGGAUAGUGCUUUCGGGAUGGUGUUUAUUGGCCGGCCAGGGGCAGCCCAGCCCACGGCUCUGCCCGACUCCGUGCCGCUGCGACGGACUGGAAGGUGCUGACUGCUCUGGGCGAGGGCUGGUCACCGUCCCGUCUGCACUGAGCGCCUUCACUUACUAUCUGGACAUUAGCAUGAACAACAUAACAGAACUCCCAGCAAACGUCUUCGGAAACCUCCCCUAUUUGGAAGAGUUGCGGCUGGCUGGGAAUGACUUGACCUUCAUCCACCCUGAGGCUCUGACUGGACUCCAUCAGCUUAAAGUCUUGAUGUUGCAGAAUAACCAUCUGAAGACUGUGCCCAGCCUGUCCCUAAAAGCCCUACCCUCACUCCAGUCUCUGCGUCUGGAUGCCAACCACAUCACUGUGGUGCCAGAAGACAGCUUUGAGGGUCUGCCACAGCUACGCUACCUGUGGUUAGAUGACAACAACCUCUCAGAGAUCCCUGUUGGACCACUUAGCAACUUGGGCAACCUUCAAGCGCUAACCUUGGCCUUGAACUGCAUCUCCUACAUUCCUGAUAAUGCCUUCGCCAAUCUCUCCAGUCUGGUGGUUCUGCAUUUGCACAACAAUAAAAUUAAAGAAAUUUGGAAGAACAGCUUGAAUGGACUGGAUAAUCUAGAAACGCUAGAUUUAAAUUUUAACAGCCUGGAGUCCUUCCCAGUGGCCAUCCAGAUGUUACCCAAACUGAAGGAACUUGGAUUCCAUAGCAACAACAUUGCAGUGAUUCCUGACGACGCAUUCCUUAAGAAUCCUCUUCUUCGUACCAUACACCUGUAUGAUAACCCUCUCUCCUUCGUGGGCCACUCGGCGUUCCAGAACCUCACAGAUUUGCCUGCUCUGGCUCUGCGCGGAGCCAGCAUGCUGGAAGACUUUCUCAGCCUCACUGGGACCAGCAAUCUGGAGAGCCUAACACUGAGUGGGACUAAAAUCAGUGCCAUUCCCUCUGCGCUUUGUGAGGACCUCGGCUUGCUUCGCGCGUUAGACCUGUCCUACAACAAAAUUGAAGAGCUCCCCAGCUUUCAAAAGUGCUUCAAGAUAGAGGAAAUGUACCUCCAGCAUAAUGGCAUCCAGCAGAUCCGUAGGGACACCUUCCAGGGCAUGGCGUCACUGCGCACCCUAGACCUGAGUAGAAAUGAAAUCAAAUAUAUUCACAAAGAUUCAUUCCUUUCUCUCUGGGCUUUAACGAACCUGGACCUGAGUUUGAACUUCCUGAGCAGCUUCCCCACAGCUGGCCUGAGUGCCGUCAGUCAGCUAAAGCUUUCAGGAAAUCUGGAGAUGAAAGGGGCUCUUACUGCCAGGGACCUGCCCAAACUCCGGACAAUAUCUGUUCCGUACGCCUACCAAUGCUGUGCUUUCAUGGGUUGUGAGACUGAGAUGACAGUGACUGAGAACAACGGCAGCAAGAUUAUAGGUGAGGAAGAGGAAGCCGAAAGCCUCGGGUUUUCGCUGCACUGUUCUCCCUCGCCAGGUGCCUACAAGCCGUGUGAGCAGUUACUGGGCAGCUGGAUGAUCCGGUUGACCGUGUGGUUUAUCUGUCUGGUGACACUCACCUCCAACAUCGCAGUGCUGGUGGCCACAUUCAGCACUGGGGGUCUCUCCUCCCCAGCCAAGCUACUGGUGGGUCUGCUGGCAGCUUCCAACCUGCUAAUGGGCAUCUAUGUUGGUCUGCUGGCCACCUUGGAUGUCGCCACGUGGGGAGCUUUUGCCGAGUUCGGCGUACGAUGGGAGACGGGACCUGGCUGUCGGACGGCGGUCUUCCUGGCCACCUUCUCUUCGGAGUGGUCUGUGCUGCUGCUGGUGCUGUUCGCAGUGGAGCGCAGCAUGUCAGCCCGUCGCUGGGCGAAACAAGGCAAGGGUCGGCAGCUCAGGCUCCACAGUGCUUGUCAAGCCGCCGCACUGUUGGCACUCAUGGCCAGUGGGAUGGCUUUCCUGCCCCUUUUCCAUAUUGGAGAAUUCUCCUCCUCACCACUGUGCUUACCCUUCUCCACCGAGGAGACCCCAUCCCUGGCCUUUACCGUCGCCUUGGUGCUGCUCAACUCCCUGGCCUACCUGCUCAUGGCCACGGUCUACAUACAUCUGUACUACGGUCUGGGGAGAGCGGACAUGAUGGAACCCCACCAAGCUAGCAUGCUCCGCCAUGUAGCAUGGCUCAUCUUCACCAACUGCGUCUUCUUCUGCCCCGUGGCGGCCUUCUCCUUCGCCUCGCUGCUUGCUGGUGUUGGCAGCAAGCCUGAGAUUAUGAAGUCCGUCACGCUAAUUUUUUUCCCCCUGCCAGCCUGCCUUAAUCCCAUACUGUACAUUUUCUUCAACCCACACUUUAAGGAGGACUGGUGUCGGCUGCGGUGGUGUGGCCGGGGGAGGCCCUGGACAGCGGUAAUGGGCAAGGAGAACAGUGGGGCCUGCGACUCCUCUGGAGAGAAGACCUGUGACUGCAGGAUGUACUCUCACUUUCAGGGCCGCAGAGCUUUGUGUGAGUGCUGUGAGUCUGUGAUGUUCACCAAACCUUUAGCCUGCAGACAUUUGAUCAGGUCACUUAGCUGCCCGGUGCUGGCCGCUGUGACCUUUGAGCAGCCCGAAACCUUCUGGUCAGACUGUAGAACCGGUUCUGCCCAGUCUGAGUUUGCCGAUGAAGAGGACUCCUUUGUUUCGGACAGUUCUGACCAAGUUCAGGCUUGUGGACGGGCAUGCUUCUACCAGAGUCGCGGAUUUCCUCUUGUCCACUACUCUUACAACCAUUCCUCGCAACAGAGACUAGGGAAGGCACUCAAGUAGAUUGUUUGUUUGUGAUUGUCUGUGCGUAUGUGUGUGCAAAGUGAACUGUAAAAGUAUGAAAACACAUAAUCUGAGUUUACCCUGAGUUUAGGUUGUCUGUACAUGAGUUAUGUAUUAAGAAAGCACUUUUCUAAGAACUAUCUGACUAGACGUGACUAAUAAAUUUGACAGUGUCUUAGUUUUCUUGCUUACGUUGUUUGUUCCAUUAUUUUACAUUACAAAACUCCCAUCCAACAGUGCCUGCUUUUAUCAUUAUAAAAAGUGUACUUUUAGUACUUAUUUUUAAUUCUAUCUGAUAUAGAGAUACUUCAUAAUUCACAUGUCCAUUUAUUUGAUAUGACUGUGACUACAUCUUUCGAUAAUUUAAUAUCAAACACAAUACCGUUGUUUGGUAAUUUGUCAGUCAAUGAGCAGCAUUUAUGCGGCUGCUUGGAGGAGCAGUUUGUCUGCAGAAAAACUCUCGGAGGAAAACUCUCGGUUCAUCUCGGAGGAAGUUUUUUACACUGACAGGUCAGAGUCUAAUAGUCUCAGUCUCAGUGCUUGGAGGGAAAAUAAGUACUAAUAUUUAUUUUCAUUUGUUUACAGACAAUCAGUUGUGCGUUAUUUGUUUUUUUUUCUUGCCAUUUUGUUUAAGAAUCUGUGUUUGAUUAGAAACAGAUCAGUCCCAUUAAAAGAGUGCUAAUCAGGGCAUGACUACACAAAACUGAAUAGGAUUCCACAAAAGACCAGGACUAAACUUUUUUCCUAGUAAUGUGUCGUAAGCGAAGUUUUUCUAGUGUACGGUUUUAGUUUAUUUAAUAACAUAAUUUUACUUGAAUUAAAAAUAACUUUUCAGUGUGAAAUUUACCAUCUUCAUUUUGUUGAAAAAAAACAAGAUAUGAUAUAUUUGUUAUAUCAUCAAAAAUUAUUAAAUAUAGUAAUACUAUUACUGCAGACUACAUAAAUCUGUGAAUUAGGAUUUAUGCUAUUGUAACAAUUAGAAUUUCGCUGAGUAGUGUGGCAAUUUUUCCCAAGUUCAAAAGUAACAGAAUAUUUAUCUGAUCUAAUGGGCUUCACUGUAUCAGAGCUUGGGUUUGUGAAACUUUUUUUUCGAACCAGAUCAUUUCACAUUUGCCAGAAACUCUGAUUUAGCCCAUUGUUAUAACAGAACCAACAAACAUAACAUGUACUGCAGAAUAUUAUGUCAUUUUCUAGUUUGUGAAACAAGUGAGUUAAAGCAAGGCUUAAAAUAAUGACCACUAUCGCAAAUUAUUACUUUUCAUGUUAAGAUAUUAAAUAGAUUCUCCACACUAUUAAAAUAUACAAACAUUCCAUAUAUGUAUUAAGGUCUAGUCAGUUGUGGUACAAGAUGCUCGUACAUAUUCCCAUAAACUUGCUUCAGUGAUUUAUACAGACCUUUGUUAACUCAUGCAGCCUAUGUGAAGACUGUGAGAGCGGGAUAUGUUCAUUAAUGUACAUUUCACACUGAAGUGACCGAGGAGAAUAAGCCAAUAAUAAUAUGAGGCUGGUAAUUCACAGUUCAGUUUCUCUUACAUGGACACAGCAGACAUGCUGCAUCAAGUCAGCCUGCUUUGGUACUGGAGACGAAACAGCCUCGCGAAUCAUGUCAUUCGGUUUAUACCACCAUGGAAAACCAUCUGGGGAAUGUUGCAAUAAUUGUUAUUUUCCUUCCUGCAACACACAGAAUUGCAUUUUCUCCUUUAAGUCUGAUAUCAGUAUUUACCUGGCAACGCACUGUUUGGCUUAUCUCUCUACACAUUGUAGAGGUAUUUUAAAAUUCUUACUACAUCUAUAAAAGGGAAAAUAUAAAUUGCAAUGCUUUUUGAAUGAGUAGAGACUAUGAUUUCAUUGUGAAAUAUUUAUUAGAAUGGUUUGUGGCCACUUAUAUUCCUGUAUUCAUUCCAAAUAUAUACAUAACAAAUGGGUUUUGAGACAUCAACAUUUAUCUUGGAGAACCAACAAAACAGUAUGAAAGUCAUAACAUGCUAAGGAUGUUUUAAUGUGUGCAUGUGUGCUUUUUGUCUGCUUGUAAUCGUAAAGGAUUUUAUUACUAAUGUAUUGUCCAGUCAUGACAGCUACCUCUUUUAAGUGUAGUGGCUGCCAGUAGUGAGAUAUGAGAAAGCAUGUGUGAGUAAUUUCUCAAAAUACGCUUGUAAUGUAAAUCAAUCUGGGUGUACAUAUCACUGAAUGAAAUUAAUGGGUAGUUUCUACAAACUGUGGAAAAAAACUGUAAAGUGUAUUUUUUGUAAACAAAAUCUUGCUUAAAUACAUAUCUUCUUAAAAGUA